CACCGAAUCUCACGCGCGAGAAUGGCGGGCAACGGCAUCCCGGUCCUCCUCAUCACCGCGAACGUCGGCAGCAUCUUCGAAGAGCCUAGUGUCAUGCUGAAGAUAUGGACGGAAGAGUUUUUAUCCACCAUAUCGAGGCUGGAUCCGAAAUUUAUAGCGCUGCACUGCCAAGAAGUAGGUGGAAAGAAUUACGAGCAGAGUAUGAGGCAUGUGGAGGACUUUGUUAGAUUACUUAUGUCGUCGGAAGAGUUAAGGUUGUUCGACAAAAUUAGGGUAUUUCUUGACGAGGAUUACUCAUCCGCUGAACAUUUCACAGCUCUAGGAAAUUUCUACUUCGUGCACGAGUCCUUGAACGAUGUUUUAUUAUGGGAUUUUAACGAGUUAUCUUUUACACCUGUUAAUGGAAAAGAGGUCCAUUCGGGCAACAUAGAAGCCGUUAGUACCAAAGAGAAAGCUAAGUUCCCUCAAGAAUUCUUCCCAGAAUGCAAAUGGUCCAGAAAAGGUUUUCUGCGUACCCGAUGGAGUAUUAGUGGCACAGUUUUUGAUCUCAUAAACAUACACUUAUUUCAUGACGCGAGCAAUUUUAUUGCUAUGGAGAUGUUUCCAUCGGUGUACAGUAAAACGCGUAGAAGAGCGCUCGAGCAUACAUUAGAUAGAUUUCACAAUGACAAGUAUCCGAAUGUGCCGUAUUUUUUAUUUGGUGACUUUAAUUUUAGGACAGACACGGCGAGUGUAAUAAAGAAACUGACAGAAGAUACUGAAGAAAAGAAAUCAUCAACGGGAAAUAUUUCGAAAUUGCAAUUUCACAAUAGAAAUGAUGAUCUCAUAUUAACAUUAGGCAAAAAGGAAUUUUCUCACUACGAGCAUCAGAACGUUUUCAUCAAAAACAGCGGCGAAUGGUUACGCGAGUAUGACAAGGAACUGGGAGACUUUGAGGGACGGCUGUUCGAGUUUCCAAUCAACUUCGCGCCAAGUUACCCGUUUCAGGAGGAUAUUAACGAGCCUGUGAAUUAUAUGCAAACGAGAGUGCCAGCCUGGUGCGAUCGGGUUUUAUUGAGUCCCACUGCGAAAACGCUAGUCCAAGAUAUUGACGAUACCAAGGCAGUGGAGUACGGUAUAAUCGGCCCAACUACGUGCAUGGGUGAUCACAAGCCAGUCUACUUGAAGGCUAAUCUCAUCUCGGACGCAGGUAUGAUAGACUGCUGCAACUUGCCAAUUGCACCUGAGUUUUGCUUCCGAGUGCCCAACAAUUAUCUGGAGUUGUUGUCCAUGUUGCCUGAUUGUAAUAGUUACGCUAACGCGCGCGCGGAUUCUAUUGACUAUUCGUCUAAUCUGUUGCACGCAAUACCCGUUAAGCAUGAUCCUUACACGCCAGAUAGUAUGGACAGUCCGAGUCCGAACGCGCUGAUGGCCUCCGGCGAGGUCCCCGAUUUGUACACGGAUCACAUCGACAGCAACAACAUCGGCGGUGACAACACGACGUCGAUACCGCGCUCGAUUCAGACGUCGAUCACGUCGAGGCGACACAUCGACCGAGCUGUGUCGCCGGCCUUACUCAAGUCCAGAUUAGAACUGAUUGUGCAAAAUAAGAAGCACGAGGACGCGGAGCUGGAGGUGGACGUCUCGGACAUCAAGAGGAGUCCCAGCGAGUGCCAUUUGCGUUCCUCCUGGUCCGACGCUGACGAUCAGCAGUGGUGCGUGAGGAAGAACCGAUGCAACAGCGACGUGUCGUGGCAACGAUCCCACGUUUUGACGGAGGCCUGGGUCCAGAGCAAGGGUCAGCCGGGCUACCAUUCCUUUAGUAAUUUCGUGCACCGAUCCUCCUCGAACUCGAGUCCCCCGGACAUCGUCGACGGACUGCCGCACGAUCUGAUUAUACCGCGAAUUGCCAUAAUCAACGCGAGUAACUUCGAGUCGAACGCGAGCUCCGUGUACUUCCACGACGACAGGCUGAGCAAUUACUCGGAAAACAAAUUGAGCACGUAUUCGGACGGCCGCACGAAAACGCUGAGCGGCGAUGCUGUGAGCUCGGAGAAGUCGGACGAGAUUUGCGACAAGACGGACGAGGAAGACGGCAACCGAUUGAUUCUGAGCGCGGAUAGAAUAGUAGGGAAAGAGAAUAACGCGUACUCGAAUGACAACGAGGUGAUAUCGAGUAGAGACUUGUACUUCGACGAGGACGAUAGGAAAUCCAUCGAGGACGAAUGCGAUAUGUGCAAAGAGACGAAGUGUCAAAUGAUUGAAGCGCGAGCUCUCGUGAGGAGUGCGUUUUACGUGAAGAGCGACGUCGUUCCCGAUGAAACGAACGACAAAUUGACCAUGGAACGGAACGUCCCUGAUGAAUCUUGCUUCAAGAACACGCAGCGCACCGAGAUCCUGUUGGAGAAUCAGUCGAGCUCUCUGGCAUUGCGGAAGAGGCGCGAUAAGACCGACGCGAAUCCGGACAGAAAAAACGUGGAAAGCAGCGAUACGCCGUGCGCGAGGGCUGGCACGAGGAUAGAGCCUAUCAGAAAUCAAGAUUGCGACAGCCACGUGAUAAAGAUAUGCCCAGAUAUACACGCGGUAAGUCACGAUGCCGAGAUCAUAAGUUGUGAGAGCAAUCAGAAAAAGUGCACCUCGAAGAACACGACGAGAAGCAAUUCGGCGCACAGUCAGGAUAUCAGUGAUCACGCGGGAAACGCUAGAUUAAAGUUGAAAGCUUACAGAGUCACCGAACGAUAUAAGAGCAACAUUAUGGGAAAGCGGACUAGAUGUAGAAAGUGCUGUUGUGUAGUAUCCUGAGAAUUCGCUUUAGUCUGCACCUUACAAGCGUUUGUGUAUGAUGUUCCUCAUUUAUUUAUCGCACUGUUGCAUCUAUGCCGGAUCGAGAAUGAAGAAAUAUCGAGGAGGCUUCUCCUAUUGGAAAAUAUCGCGCGAAUGAUGUGACCUGUGUCGAAGCGAGACUUGUCCGUUCUCGAUUUGUCUUAGAUGCAACAGUCGCCGUCACUGCGAUGGCUAUCUUUUUUUUUCUACUUACAUAGAGUAUUCCUUUCAUAAAACUUACUUCCUCGUCUUCGUGCUAUCUUCUCUCGAUGUGCUAAGUAGUGAUCGAGAUAGUGUUUACAGUCACACAUCAUUGCUUAAUGUACGACUAUAAUUUAUUUUCACAUGGUGUGUGAAUAUACAUAUAUAUUAUUUUUCCUGUUGACAAUGUGCCUAACUAAUCGUGAAUGCAAUACGUUCCUUGAUGUGCAAUUUGUAAGCCGUACGAACGAUUACUGAAGAAACUGCGAGGAGACGUUUUAUGUUAUUUAUUGGCGCUGACGUUUUAAAGUGACCUAAGCGUGACGUAGUAGAAGAGGGGAUACGAUUUUAGUUAUUAACGGUGUUUCUCGCUCGCGCCUCGCGCUCGGUCGUGAAAUAUGAAUUUCGUACGCGACCCUCGUGCAUGCCGCGUGAAAACACACAUCUCGAUGUGAAACGACGUUCUGCAUGUGCAUGCCACUCGAAUUGUCGAUGUUUUACCCAUAUUUUUUAGAAGAUACCCGAGUGAUAUAUAAAACUGUUUCCUUCAUUUAUAGUCGUAUAUAAUUUAUAACCAGUAUAACAACGUUACGUAAUAUUACAUUAUUUAGAGCGUGUGGAUAUGAAAGUAGUGAUAUAGUUAACGCCGCUGUACAGUGUCAAGCAAAAUACGUACAGACUGAUGAAAUCGUUACCAGUAUACGAGGCACUUGUGCGAGCAAUGCUACGUUAUCCUAUUAGGCUAUUUUUAAACAUAAAAGUCCCCAGAUCCUUGAUACGCGCGGGUACUUGUUUUCAAGGAAAUUAUUACCUCGCAGUGUUCUUGUCCUUGAUAAUUAUAUCCUACGUUGCAUACUACAUAUAUUUAUAUAUAUACAUACAUGAAAUUUUAUCCUAGAUUUAUAGAUAACAUGUAUAUAUAUAUAUAUAUAUCGCAGAUUUUAUUUAUUGUGUAACCAUAUAUCUCUCCUCUCGUAAUUGAAUAGUAUUGCCGUUGUACCGUCUGUGCCGUUCUAAUAUUUCGCGUAUCAUUUUCAUUCGAUAUAACAAGAAAGGAUUCGCAGCGAUAUCGCGCAAAACUCGCAUGUCCCCCCUUUUUUUUUGUAACGCGCGAACGUACUACCGUCAUACGUAUGCCCUUGCCAAGAAGAGAUCUAUUCGCUGAAUUUUCUUCACGAGCGCGUAGACUAAGUGGACUCUACUGCCAAAGCUAAAUUUAUUGUUAGCUCAUUAAGUGAGAAGAUAUUAAUUUAUGUGACGGAGAUGUCGGUCGCGUGAGAGAGGAGUGACGGUGAGACGAGGGUUGCUCCGUUCGUUGUUAUUGUUACAUUAUCGCGCAGUCCGGAGGGGAGGGGGGGGGGGAAGUUUCAGGAGAGCGUUAGUUACGAGCAUCUGGUGUUAUAUACCAGCGCUGUACAGGACUUUGUAUAUAGUACAUACUUUUGGGCUUGAAAUUGAAAUGUGUCGGUGUUCAUGCCUAUUGUCGUUCCUACUUCACGCUUCAUACCUAUUUUCUCACUCGGUCUCAGGGAGAUUAGUCUGAGCUCAUCGUUAAAAGUUUUUGACGUAUAUCACUAUUUAAAAGUAUAUUAUUACUAAUAUCAAAUACUAUUAUUCUUAAUAUAUAAUUAUAGUAUUUUAUAGUACGAUCUGCAAUAGUUUUCCGCAUCAUCCGUGCAGAGAUUGCAGAUAAGUUUUUUAAAAGCGAUAUUACACACGUCAAAAGACUUUUAACGGACGACAACUGGGACAGCACUGUUAUGUACAAAUGAACGUUCAUAACGAAGUUUUAAUUAACCGGAUGAGAAGACGCGCGAACCGGAACGGACUUAAAAGGGGAUUCCUCAAAAGGGGAUUUCCCGACUUGGGGGACAGACGGAAGUUCGAGCUUACUUGUGAUGUUAGCGUGCAUUACUCCACGUACCUCCAGUUCGUAAUUGUCGAUGUCUCGUGAUUCUUCGACGAUGAGCAUGGAUGAGUGCACAUCGUCAAGCGUGCACAUCGCGAACAAAACAGCGAAAUCUUUUCCGGGUGGGGGUGAUGCGUGGCAAGCAGUUCGGCGAUAGAUCGGCAACUUUGGUAUUUGAUUAUAGUCGCGCGAUAUUUGAUUAUCUGUCUCGCUGGAAUUUCCCGCCACGUGGCGACGGGACGUGGAGUAAUGCCGUGACAAUUGUGACUUAACGUUAUACCUCUCCCCGCUCGCCGAAAUGAUCCCGAGAGACGGAUCUCUGCCCGGGGAAUCCGUGCGAAUAUACCUACGACAAUUGUCCGAGCAUCCGCUAUCAGUCGUUUCCAAUUUGCCAUACUAGUUUUAAAACGAGAAAUCUUGCGAGCGACGGAAUCGCGCUCAGAUUUCCGACGUGUUGUACUGCAUUUUUGUUUUAUUUUCUACCGUAAGAAAGGAUGUAUCGCGAAUUCCUCUCGUUCGAGUGUAAAUAUAGUUCGUCGACGAGACAAACCUAUAUGCAAUAUAUCUGCCCCAUUUUAUAAAUAUAAAUUUAUUUUUCAUACACGUGAA
Molecule: messenger RNA, 5521 nt
Organism: Wasmannia auropunctata (little fire ant)
Lineage: Eukaryota; Metazoa; Arthropoda; Insecta; Hymenoptera; Formicidae
Gene: 5PtaseI
Exons: 11
Coding region: 22-2781 (919 amino acids)
Biological process (GO): phosphatidylinositol dephosphorylation
Molecular function (GO): inositol-polyphosphate 5-phosphatase activity
Source: RefSeq, a predicted model, not a curated record